This is a messenger RNA of Tauraco erythrolophus (red-crested turaco), 547 nucleotides long. The record is from RefSeq and is a predicted model, not a curated record. Lineage: Eukaryota; Metazoa; Chordata; Aves; Musophagiformes; Musophagidae.
CGUCGAGAAGUUGCAAAGACAGUUUUCUGUUUAGUAGUGAUUUUUGCUCUUUGCUGGUUCCCUCUCCAUUUGAGCCGAAUUUUGAAGAAAAUGGUAUACAAUGAAAGAGACCCCAGCAGAUGUGAACUGCUCAGUUUCUUGCUGCCAUUGGAUUAUAUCAGCAUCAACCUGGCAACCAUGAACUCUUGUAUAAACCCAAUAGCCUUGUAUUUUGUGAGCAAGAAGUUUAAAAACUGUUUCCAGUCAUGUCUUUGCUGUUGCUGCUCCCAAUCAAAGAGUCUAGUGACUUCAGUGCCCAUGAAUGGAACAAGCAUUCAGUGGAAAAACCAAGAACUAAACAACCACAAUACAGAUCGAAGCAGCCAUAAAGACAGCAUAAACUGAAAAUUAAGGACUCUGAUACCACUUCAGAAUCAAACAGGAAAAAAAGUCACCACAAAGCUAUUUCGACAGGAAGCCCAGUGACUGUUCCAUAAUCAAUUCAGACACGUGCACCCUUGUACCUAAUUCCGAAGGUGACUGAGAAGAUUGACUGACUAUAACUGUG